AUGUCUUGGCAAUCUCCGUCUGCCAUGGCUGGGAUCGGAGGAAUGUCCGGCGCCAUGGAUGGGUCAAACGGUCCGCAGGGCACGGAAUACACGCUGCAAGGCGUGAUGCGCUUCCUACAGACCGAAUGGCACCGCCAUGAGCGCGACCGCAACGCAUGGGAGAUCGAACGUGCCGAGAUGAAGUCCCGCAUUGGCCGAUUGGAGGGCGACCUUCGUACAAGCAAGCGUCUACACGAGUCUCUCGGAAAGCAUGUGAGGCUAAUGGAGACUGCACUCAAACGGGAAAGGGAGAAGGUCAAGAAGCUCUCCAACAAUGAAGUUAUUGAGGAUAUCAAUGACCCUAAGGAGGUCGCGCGUGACAGUAUCAACUUCCUGAAAGCGCAACGUUCCAAACCGAGCACGGACUCCGAAAAUGAACAGGACCCCGACAACGAAACCCACCGGGAUGGUCAUCUUGACGACGGCCGAGAGAAGGUUCGCGGAUUCCUGACCAAGGCCUCUCACGAGAUUUCCUAUCAUGUCAUACCUGCCUCUCACCCUCCACCCGAACUCAACGACUCCGAAAUCUCAGGCCAUCUCUAUGGCAAUUCACAGCUGUCUCAACAAAACUUGGAGGAGGCUUACCUCCAGCAGCAACGUCAGAAGGCAAACCAGGCUAUGGCGCGCGAAAUGGCGUUGCAGAACCACCAGCCUGUUGCAAACCACUACUCGGCCGCCAAUGAUAUGGCUCGAGCCCACAAUCAGUAUCCUCCUCGGGAUGCGAUGGACCGACGCUCGCUUGAGUCACAGAAAGCGCCCGUCACGGUAAUGGAUAAUAGGAAUCAACAAUACGACCAGGGCUUAGUCGAUGAUCGACAAAACCAGACAUACCAGGGGAAUCAGGCAGUUAAAGAAGAUCUCAACCCGCAGAACCCAACUGUGGAGAAAACGGAGGAUGUGGAUGGGUGGAAUUUUGACGAGCCAGCAGAGCAGGAACAAAUUUCGGACCCCAUUCCGCCUCAUCGCCCGGAUACUGAUGCGUUCCCGAAUGCCAAUUUUGUACGCUCCGAGUCGUCGGCUAAGGGUGGAUCUCUUCCACAUCGAAGGAAGAGCUCCGGAUCAAGACGCAAGAGCGAUGGUGCAAUUGAUUCCCGGGAAGGAGCCUCGGCUUUGACUCAACAGCAAGAUACCAAUUUCAAAGUCAGGUUUGCCCUGCGUGGUCAUUUGGACGUGAUUCGGUCUGUUAUCUUCACUGGUGGCGGAAGCCCGUCAGAGCCCGAGAUUUGUACUUGCAGUGACGAUGGGACUAUCAAGCGAUGGAUCAUCCCAGCUACUUAUGGUGGUUUUGGACCCCACGGGCCCGGUUCUAGCAACGAUUUGGACAUCACGAGCUACUUUACUCACCGCGGACAUGAAGGUGCCGUGACCUCUUUGGCUGCCUGUUCGCCCUCUCAGAACAUUUCCAAUGGCGGACGUGUGUUGGGUGAUGGGUGGGUGUUCUCAGGUGGCCAAGAUUCUAGCGUCCGCGUAUGGGAACGUGGGCGUGUUGAUCCGAAGGCUACUUUGGACGGACAUACAGAUGCAGUUUGGGGACUUUGUGUGCUUCCAGGUACUGUGGGUUCUGUUUUCGGCGACAAUAGCAGCCACUACGGUGGAUCGGAUCGUAUUCUUCUGGCCUCUGGAGCAGCAGACGGCCGUAUCUUAAUCUGGGCUGUCAGCGCCCCUCCUCAAGUCGCCUCACCCCCCGGUGGAUCGCGUCGUCAAGGCGGAAGCCGGCGAGCGAACUCAAUAUCCUCUGGGUCCAACUUCCCAUCUUCUCCACAGCCUAGUGUGGCCACAACUACGCCCUUCAACUACACCCUUAUCCACCACAUCGUUCGCACCGAUUCUCCUUCACCAACAUGCAUUAGCCCGUUAUCUCUUGCAGGCGUCAAUUUCGUCGUUUCCUACUCUGAUGCAUCUAUCUUUGUCUAUGACACCCGAACUGGUGAGGAAAUCGCUGGCAUGGCCAGUCUUGAGACCUAUGAUGGCACGCCAUCCACUGGAGUGAACUCUGUUGUUGCCACCACGCUUGGGUUUGAUGGGACAGCCAAUCUGGAUCCCAACCGCGCAACCACCGAAGAGGAGGUUGUUCAUGGAGCCACUGGGUCGAGUAACGUGGAGGGCGUCAUCAUCAGUGGCUAUGAGGACCGAUACAUUCGCUUCUUCGAUGCCAAUAGUGGACAAUGUACGUACACCAUGCUCGCACACCCCGCUGCCAUAGCCUCAUUGUCAUUAUCCCCCGACGGACGUGAGCUUGUAUCAGCCGGCCACGAUGCAAGCUUGCGAUUCUGGAACCUCGAGAAACGCAGCUGUACCCAAGAGUUGACCAGUCACCGAUUGAUGCGCGGCGAAGGUGUGUGUGCUGUGGUAUGGAGCCGUGAUGGCCGCUGGGUUGUUGGCGGCGGCGGGGACGGUGUUGUUAAGGUCUUCUCCCGAUGA
This is a messenger RNA of Penicillium soppii, 2460 nucleotides long. RefSeq names its product cell differentiation and development protein Fsr1. Gene Ontology annotation, molecular function: protein binding. NCBI's taxonomy places the organism in Eukaryota, Fungi, Ascomycota, Eurotiomycetes, Eurotiales, Aspergillaceae. The transcript is spliced from 4 exons. The record is from RefSeq and is a predicted model, not a curated record. The coding region runs from base 1 to 2460 and encodes 819 amino acids.